UUUUCGAACGUAAAGUAAACUGCAUAUAACUUUGAGGUUAUUCAGUUGUUGUUUAUGUACUGUAAAUUUCUUACAAACUUCAUUGAUUGUAUCUGUAAGAAUAUAGCAUAAAAUGGCUAAGCAUCAUCCAGAUCUUAUCUUCUGCAGAAAACAGCCAGGUGUUGCUAUCGGGCGCCUGUGUGAGAAAUGCGACGGUAAAUGUGUGAUCUGCGACUCGUACGUGCGGCCCUGCACCCUAGUACGCAUAUGCGACGAGUGUAAUUACGGGUCUUACCAGGGCAGAUGCGUUAUUUGCGGAGGUCCCGGUGUUUCAGACGCUUAUUAUUGCAAAGAGUGCACAAUACAAGAGAAAGACAGAGAUGGCUGUCCAAAGAUUGUGAACUUAGGUAGUUCAAAGACUGAUCUGUUCUAUGAAAGGAAAAAGUAUGGUUUUAGAAGACAUUAGUAGUGGUAUUUAUAAGUCUAGGCUAAUAAUAUUUUUGAAACUUAAUAAACUCUUUCACAACAUUUUAUAAAAUGUUUUAAACAAAUUAAAAAUGCGAAUAAUUCAACAUCAAAAUUGAACCCAAAUUAUAUUCCAAUACAUUUGUUUAGCAAGUAUUGACUGUAAAAAAGUUAAAGUUACUUUAUUUCCCAUCGGAAAGGUAUUAUAAGAGUCAGUAACUUAAUCUGUACGAAUAAUAAAAUAAAACUUCAAGUAAACAGCGUCA
Messenger RNA from Trichoplusia ni (cabbage looper), 710 nucleotides. It is a transcript of the gene Phf5a, whose product is annotated as PHD finger-like domain-containing protein 5A. The transcript is spliced from 3 exons. NCBI's taxonomy places the organism in Eukaryota, Metazoa, Arthropoda, Insecta, Lepidoptera, Noctuidae. The coding region runs from base 113 to 445 and encodes 110 amino acids. Gene Ontology annotation, biological process: mRNA splicing, via spliceosome. The record is from RefSeq and is a predicted model, not a curated record. Gene Ontology annotation, cellular component: U2 snRNP; U12-type spliceosomal complex; catalytic step 2 spliceosome.